UAACAGCUGCUGCUGCUGCUGCUGCCUGCUAUCGAUCGUCGCCCAUAGACAAUAUAAUAUAUAUAUAUAUAUAAAUAAUAUUUUAUAUAUUUCUAUAUACAAUAGUAAUAAUAUAUUGUGACCUUUUAUGACGUAACUGUUGUGUGUGUGUGUAUACUAUAGUUUAUAUUGUGAGUUGUGACUUGUGACGCGGUACGCCAUUGUCGUUUGUCGUAUUUUGUCCGUUCGUUGUUGACGCCUGAUCGAAAUUGUCGGAAGUACUUUAUUUUCCUACCGAACGGUUUUAGAAAUCUUGAUAUUUUCCUGAGAACCAAUCGUCCAACCACCGAUCAUGUCGGUUUUCGAAUUUUUCGGCAAGUACAUCUUGUACUUGUUCAAUUUGUUGUCUUUGAUUUCAUCCAUAUGCAUCAUAGCCAUCGCCUUGGUGAUUACUCAAAAGUUCUACACCUGGUCCAGCUUCAUCAAACCCGACUUGAUCACUGCCCCUCAAGUAUUGUUGGUCAUCGGCCUGGUCGUAUUCGUUAUCGCCAUCGUCGGUCUGUGCGGAGUCAUCCGGGACAGCUCCUGCCUUUUGGCUUUUUUUUCCAUUCUGCUCCUAAUCGCUUUGAUCGGCGAGUUGAUUUUGUCCGGAGCUAUAUUCGUAAUGCGAGGUGAUGUCGAACAGUACGCCAUGAACGUGAUGAACCAGACCAUUCCCAAGUACAACCAAACCAACCAAGAAGUGGCCACCCAAGCUUGGGAUAUCUUGCAAUCCGAUGGGCAAUGUUGUGGCAUUAACAAACCUGACGAUUGGAGAGUAGUCACACACAGCGAUGAACUACCAUCGUCAUGCUGUCAUGAGUUCCCGGCUGGAAAAAGUUGCACCACAGCUUACGCUUAUCCUAAUGGCUGUCUAAAAUUACUGAAGGAUAUGGUUCAAGACAACAGCCAUUAUUUAAUUUAUACCGGAGUUGGAUUCGCUGCGGUUCAGCUGUUGGCCGUAUUGUUAGCGUGCUACCACCGACAUACUUUGUUCAAGGAGUAUGAAACCGUCUAAGCAAUAUUAUCGUAACCUACUAUUUAUCGAGACCACACACUGAAUAAUUAUUUUAAAGGCUUCAUGAUAUUUACUAUACCUGAUUUAAAUCCACUAGAAUGUUAGUUGUUAUUUAAUUGUUGGUCUCGUACAUUUAAUGCAGUUUUCA
This is a messenger RNA of Adelges cooleyi (spruce gall adelgid), 1184 nucleotides long. RefSeq names its product tetraspanin-9-like. Bases 332 to 1036 code for a protein of 234 amino acids. Gene Ontology annotation, cellular component: membrane. The transcript is spliced from 5 exons. The record is from RefSeq and is a predicted model, not a curated record. Lineage: Eukaryota; Metazoa; Arthropoda; Insecta; Hemiptera; Adelgidae.